CACCGCUCUCUUCCCAAGCUUUUGUCCGAUCUGAACAGAAUACACAACAGAGAGAGAGAGGGAGAGAGAACUCAACAAUGGCGUCUUUCGAUGACACAUACGGCAUGACCCACGACGGUGGCGACGAAGUAGAACCAACCUCUGGUCCCUUCGACAACGAUGGCUAUAGCGGCUACGAUCCUCACCUCGCCUCCCAGCGCUACGAGUUCGACCUUCCCGCGGACGACUCCGUCGCAGUGGACGACGCUCCUCCACCGCCCAUCUACAACCAAAACGAAUUCUCCGGCGGCGACGUCCACUCCUUUAACAAUAACGACAUGCAGUCAGCUGAGACCUAUGGGUUCGGUUCUUCGCCGCCACCGGUGUCGAUCCACGAUCAAUACACUGCGUCGCCGUUUGAGGAGUCUCCGUUUGGUCAUGAAUCGAAUGGCAAUGCGAAACCGUACGAUAUGGGAGCUGAUACGGAGGGGAUAUUUACGUCGUCCGAUGGGCCGGUGCUCCCAGACCCCUCCGAGAUGCGCGAGGAAGGUGCUGCUUUUCGCGAGUGGCGUCGAGACCAAGUGGAAAGUGGAAAUCUUAGAGACAUGAGCGGUUGUGAGAGGGAGACAUCAAGUGGAGACGAAUCUGUACUCUGCCUUUCUAUAUAUAGUAAGAAUAAGUGGAAUUUUUAUAAUGCCAUAUAUGUUAUGGUUGAUUCAACUCUGAUGCAGAAUAUUUAG
Molecule: messenger RNA, 719 nt
Organism: Ilex paraguariensis (yerba mate)
Lineage: Eukaryota; Viridiplantae; Streptophyta; Magnoliopsida; Aquifoliales; Aquifoliaceae
Source: the annotation of a GenBank genome assembly